CCCCCAUCCAUCUGUUGACAUCGCUUACAAUUUAGUGUAUUUAAUUCAUGUAUUAAGUACGACUAUUACCUUGCGCGCACGCUUCCAAGAGCUGUGGUGGUGACAACGAGGAGAAUGGCUUCCUUAGUUGCGGAUUACGGGACUUCCUCGGGCUCGGACGACGACUCCGACGUGCUUUCGGCCUUCGAAUCUUCAAAGGGCGAGAUUGAGGAAGACGAGGGAGAAGAAGAAUCAAAAAACGGUAACAAUGACGACAACCAGAAUGACACUGCUUCCAAUAUUAAGCUUCCAUUACCCACACCAGAUUUCAAUGGCUCACCUGCCGUCAAAACUUCAGUCUUCACAAAUCCCUUUGCUGAAGCUGAGAGAGCCAAAAGUGCUAUUCUCGAAAAACAUGUCAAAAUGACUCCCACCUUGGGUGACACGAAAAUGAUCAAUGGCAGAAAAAUUUGCUGGAACUAUCGCAAAGGUAGGUGCCGGUUUGGCCACAACUGUACCUUUGCACAUGAUUCGGAUUUGCACCGGUCAGCUGCCGAGCUAGAGGCUCUUCGAGCUCCUCAAGAAACUGUCAUAUGUCAGACGCAGUACAAUGCUCAGAUAGGCAUAAAUGACGAGGAAGAGGUGGAUCAAGAGAAUAACCAGAUGGUUAAGCGUAAAAAAAGGCCGGGCCUGAGCCAGACCCUCAUACCUGGCAAAAAAGUGAUGAAAAUGUACAAAAUGCAUCAAGCAAAGGCAAUUAGUAGGUAAAUUUUUAGGCAUUAAUCAUAAAACUUCUCUUUCAAUAUUUAUUAUUACGUUGUAAAACAACUAUGUCACUGAUAUACUUGAACACACUUUUUUACUUUUAAAUGGUAUAAAUGUUUCUAAUCAUAUGAAAGUUCAAAUAAAUAAAGCAAUAUGACUAUAACCAUUAUAUUGACCAUGAAAGAUUUUGUAAAAAUAUUAAAGUCUCACAGUUCAGCUUUUUUAUAAGUGUUUCAAAAUACUGUAGUUAGCUAUGGAUGUGAUGAUUUUAAUCAUUGCUAAGGAGUUGUAAUAAUAAACAUAAGUCAAAAAUCAAAACAAAAUUUGCCAAGUUGCAAAAGGUGUACUCGUCUGGUGUUGAUAGUGACAUGUUUUCCAUUACAAUAUUAAUAUAUUCUAGAUAGUAAAAAUCAGUUUUCCAGAUUAUGUUUAUCAUGCAUUAGCAAAAAUGCUUUGUUAAUUACAAGUUAAUCUAUUAUUAUUGAAACUUUCAUUAUUUCUAAAUUCUGUUGUUGAUAAGAAUUACAAAAAUAAUAAUAAUGAAAGCUAACUACUUACAAGACAUUUUUUAAUGAACCGAAAUAAUAAUGUCAUUCGUGAUUUACACACAAGAAUACCAAACUGACAAGCGCAUUUGUACCCAUAUUUCUAAAAUACUUACUGGCAAAUUAUUGUGAAAGCAUUAAAAUAUAUUGAACCUUCUAUUUCUUCAAUACUCAAAGUUGAAGCAAAUGACUUCUUAGACUGAUGAAGCAGUGUAGAACUCUCUUAUAAAACAUAAAAAUUAAUCUUAAAUAGUUGAUCAUUCUUACUGUAAUCUGUCUAUGAUAGAGAUUGCUUUACGUUUAUGCAGCUAAAUUUUGGGUCCAAGGUUUUUUUGUACUUCAUUUUAAAUGGAUCCGACACUUAUCGCUUCCCACGUCUUGUACAAUAUACUCUGUAAAUUAAUAUUAUUUACAAACUAUUGUGAUUAGAUGUAAGCUUAGCAAAAGAUAUUUUUUUUUUUCUAAAUAGAGCUUUCAUUUUAUAUUUAUUCCUGUAAAAAAUUUUGCUUCCAUCAUUGCAGGGUUGAUAUUAGGAAGAACAAAAUAAUCUCAAUAUUUUUAUAGAUAACUACGUUAAUACUUCAUGUGAUUUAAUACUCGUGUACUUUAUAAGUUAAACUUUCAUUAAUGUAUUAAUACUUUUGUACAUAAAAAAAUUGUUGACACAAUGAACAAGGAAAGCAUAGUGUGAUUUUAUAGAGUAUGGUUUUUUGUUAUAAACAAUAAAAGCACUGUUGUCGAAAUCUAUAUGUUACUAAUUGUGUAAAUUGUCUAUAAUGUGAAAAAUGUAUUCUUUCUUUAAUUACAAAAUUGUCAAUUCAAUGAGCUAACAUAUUUUUGUUUUGCUCUUUCACUUUACCUUUUUUUAUAGGCAUUGUUAGUUUACAUCUUUUUCACACCCAACUAGAAAGACUUUACUUUUAAUUUUAUUUUUCAUCAAUAAAGUAUACAUGCUAAAUACUAGUCGUUAGAAAAUCACGUGGCUGUCUUUCAAUGAAUUGUUCACUAAAACUUAUUUGUACAAAGGACAAUAGUUUGCUCAGAUUUAUUUACACUUCUAUCAGGAAACAAAGUUAGUGAUAUUCUACUUUAUACUGUACAAUCUACUGUGGCACACUGUUAAGAUUUAACUUAAGCAUAACGAUUUUACUUCUGUUUUCAUACAAUGAGAGAAACCGGUAAUUGCGAUAAUUCGGUACAACGCAGACGGACUCUAAUGUUGUUUUUAUGCUCGAGUCAGUCUGAAUUAUUGUAUACCUACUUAGAUGAGGACUAAUUUUUACGAAUUCUCUGUAGAGAGUCUUUAAAAAUUAAUGUUUAUAUGUUACAUUAAUUGGUAAGCAAUGAGAAGGGAGCUGAAGAGUGGCGUAGUUGAUGACAGAUGUAAAUAUAUUUAUGAUCUGCUCUGUAUGCAUCUUUUCAAAGAUUUAUCAAUAAAUAUAAUUCAAAUUA
Molecule: messenger RNA, 2741 nt
Organism: Copidosoma floridanum
Lineage: Eukaryota; Metazoa; Arthropoda; Insecta; Hymenoptera; Encyrtidae
Cellular component (GO): nucleus
Molecular function (GO): metal ion binding
Source: RefSeq, a predicted model, not a curated record